This is a messenger RNA of Carcharodon carcharias (great white shark), 1282 nucleotides long. RefSeq names its product coagulation factor IX-like. The coding region runs from base 1 to 1194 and encodes 397 amino acids. Lineage: Eukaryota; Metazoa; Chordata; Chondrichthyes; Lamniformes; Lamnidae. Gene Ontology annotation, biological process: proteolysis; blood coagulation. The transcript is spliced from 6 exons. The record is from RefSeq and is a predicted model, not a curated record. Gene Ontology annotation, molecular function: calcium ion binding; serine-type endopeptidase activity.
AUGUUCGCUGAUGAUUGCAGAGCGUUCGGUACCAUUCGCAACUCCUCUGAUGCUGAGGCUAUUAAUACAAUUGCAGCAUUGUCACUGGACGAUAAACGCUAUGAAAAGCAGAAUCUUGCUGAACCAUUAAAAUUGUGCAGUUUGGGCAAUGGGAACUGUCAUCAUUUCUGCAAAACCGAUUCAACACAAGGAGUGCGGUGUGCGUGUGCCCCAACCUACAAACUCGAUACGGAUCAACGUUCCUGUAUCCCUGAAGUGGAACACUCAUGUGGUCGAAUCGCAGCUUCCAUUGCAGUGCGCUCACUUAAUACCAAUUCCAUGCCGGAUCCUGGAACCAACAGCACUGUUCCAGUCAACUCGCAUCUAGAUAACAUUACAGAUGCUUCGCAUACAACUAACAUAACAGCUGCUUCCAGUACCAGUAACACCACAGGAGCCCAUAACUACAGCCACGUCAAAUCAGAAGCAUCUGAUGACACCAGAAUAGUAGGUGGUGAAGAAUGUCCGAAGGGGGAGUGCCCUUGGCAGGCCAUGUUACUGGAUGUUACUAAGAAAAAAGGAUUCUGUGGUGGAACCAUCUUGAAUGAAAAGUGGGUGAUUACAGCAGCUCAUUGUUUUCAUUACCCUUUGAGCUUUCAGGUAGUUGUUGGUGAACAUAACGUUAAUGAAAUUGAAGGGACAGAGACAUACCAUGAAGUGGAGGAAGUGAUAAAGUAUCCAAGGUAUAAUGCCAGUCGAAGCAGAUAUGAUCACGACAUAGCACUAAUCCUGCUCAAGACACCAAUACAGUUCAAUGCCUUCACCAUCCCCAUUUGUCUCCCUGAAAAACACUUUGCUGAGAAGGUGCUGAUGACCCAGGAUUAUGGGAUGGUCAGCGGCUGGGGACAGCUAGCCAAUAUGGGAUCCACUGCUGCACUGCUACAUAAAAUCAACAUCCCUUACGUUGAACGCAGUGCAUGCAAAGACUCCAGUAAAUACAGUGUCACAGGGAAUAUGUUUUGUGCUGGUAAUUCAGAUGGAAAUAAAGAUGCCUGUAAAGGAGAUAGCGGGGGCCCUCAUACCACAAAUUUCAAGAACACUUGGUUUUUAACAGGCAUUGUUAGCUGGGGCGAUGGCUGUGCGGUUUCUGGAAGAUACGGCUUUUAUACAAGAGUGUCGCGAUAUUAUGGUUGGAUUAAACAAAAAAUAGGGUAGUGAUUCAAGUGUGGAAUAGUCUAGCAUAACAUCCACGUGCGAUUUGGUAAGUGGGGGGUUUUCAAAACAGAUAUAUAUAUAUAUCAAA